Molecule: messenger RNA, 1056 nt
Organism: Struthio camelus australis
Lineage: Eukaryota; Metazoa; Chordata; Aves; Struthioniformes; Struthionidae
Source: RefSeq, a predicted model, not a curated record
UUCUCUCUCCGCCUCGGUGUCCGGAUGUAACGAGCAGCGUGGAUAGUGAAGGCACCCAUUAGCUUGCUCUUCUGUCAGAGAGCUGUAAUGUUGGAGACAGCUCUUUCUCCGCCUCCUUUCUCAGGACCCUCAGCAGCGUCUGUUUUGCGUAGAGCAGUUUCUACCCCACGCGCGUCACAAAAUAACUGCCGCCUCCCUUCUAAGCCUGUCGCUUGGUUCACAGUAGCCCUUUGCCUUGCCUCAUCUCCACUGUGGCCUGACAGUGAUGUCUAAGCAGCUGGACAUGUUUAAGACCAACUUAGAGGAGUUUGCCAGCAAACACAAGCAAGAGAUCCGUAAAAAUCCCCAGUUUCGGGUCCAGUUCCAGGAUAUGUGUGCAACAAUAGGAGUGGAUCCUUUGGCAUCUGGUAAAGGAUUCUGGUCAGAGAUGCUGGGAGUUGGAGACUUUUACUAUGAAUUGGGCGUGCAGAUUAUUGAAGUCUGUCUGGCUCUGAAACACAGGAACGGAGGUCUGAUAACACUGGAAGAACUUCAUCAGCAAGUGCUGAAGGGAAGGGGGAAGUUUGCUCAGGAUGUCAGCCAGGAUGAUCUCCUUCGAGCAAUCAAGAAGCUGAAGGUCUUGGGGAAUGGCUUUGGGAUUAUUCCUGUUGGUGGAACAUAUCUGAUCCAGUCUGUACCAGCUGAACUGAACAUGGAUCACACAGUCGUCUUGCAGCUGGCAGAGAAAAAGGGAUACGUAACAGUCAGUGAGAUCAGAUCCAGUCUAAAGUGGGAGACAGAACGAGCAAAGCAGGUGCUGGAACACUUGCUGAAGGAAGGAAUGGCCUGGCUGGAUACACAGGCAGCAGGAGAACCUCAGUACUGGCUGCCUGCUCUCUUUACAGAGCUGUACUCUCAGGAAAUCACUCCAGAGGAAGCCAAGGAGGCAAUACCUUGACUGCUAAGUAUUCUGUGCCUGUAUAUAAUUCUUCUUGUGAGGUUAUUUGCAUAUCACCUGAAACACAGGGACAGUGGACUUUAAAUAAAGUUUUCUAAAAAGUGUCUAGCUUGAAGAAU